Messenger RNA from Rhagoletis zephyria (snowberry fruit fly), 488 nucleotides. The record is from RefSeq and is a predicted model, not a curated record. NCBI's taxonomy places the organism in Eukaryota, Metazoa, Arthropoda, Insecta, Diptera, Tephritidae.
CUUUUUUUGUGGACUUCUCCAGUCAGCAGUGCACCGAGGAGUUCCAGCGAGCCUUCGUGGAGCGGGUCAACUUUUACCGGGCCAAACACGGCGUCGGUCCGCUGACGCUGGACCGUUCCAUUUCCGGCUGGGCACAGGAGUGGGCUGAUCGACUGGGCCGAGAGGGUCACAUGUACCACCGCCAGCCGAACAAGUACGGGGAGAAUAUCGCCGAGAUGAUCGGCGGCAGAGAGAUGAGCGCCGAAUUCGCCGUGGACAUGUGGUACGGCGAGGUGGGCCGCUACACCGCCUACGGGCGGGAGCCCGAUUUUAGCAGCUUCCUCAACUGGGGCCACUUUACGCAGCUGGUGUGGAAGGGCAGCCGGGCGGUGGGCGUCGGCUGUGGCCGGUCGGCUGAUGGACUGUACCAGUUUGUGGUGGGCAACUUCGAUCCACCGGGCAAUAUGAUGGGCGACUUUGCCAAUAACGUCUUUCCGCCUUCAGGGUAG